Messenger RNA from Anopheles coluzzii, 2157 nucleotides. RefSeq names its product N-acetylglucosamine-6-sulfatase-like. The transcript is spliced from 7 exons. NCBI's taxonomy places the organism in Eukaryota, Metazoa, Arthropoda, Insecta, Diptera, Culicidae. Gene Ontology annotation, molecular function: N-acetylglucosamine-6-sulfatase activity; glycosaminoglycan binding. Gene Ontology annotation, biological process: glycosaminoglycan metabolic process. The coding region runs from base 68 to 1570 and encodes 500 amino acids. The record is from RefSeq and is a predicted model, not a curated record.
UCGGUGGCUCAUUGAAUAGUGUCAACCCCCUAAUUAAUGUAACAAACGAAUAAAUCCGCGUUUUAAAAUGUAUACAUUCGCGUACUGUUCAUUGGUUGUUGUCUGUUUUGGUUCGAUAAGUGCCGAUGUAAAUAGCGAUUCAGGAUACAACUUCUUAGUUAUAGUUACUGAUGACCAAGACAUCAUGCUGAAUGGCAUGACCCCAAUGGCCAAAACUCUUGAACACAUCGCAAAUGAAGGAAUGACCUUUGUCAAUGCAUUUACAACAUCUCCGAUUUGUUGCCCGUCACGAAGUUCAAUUCUGACGGGAAAAUAUGCUCACAACCACCAAACAAAGAACAACUCUCGUUCCGGCGGCUGUUAUGGACGUGUUUGGCGUGAAACGAUUGAACCGGCGACUCUCCCCGUUUGGUUAUCUCAUGCUGGAUAUGACACAUUUUUCGCUGGGAAGUAUUUAAACGAGUAUUUUUCAGCAAGUAUUCCACCGGGAUGGUCUCAGUGGUUUGGUUUACAUGGGAAUUCGCGAUACUACAACUUUACCGUCACUGAAAAUGGUAAAGUGGCCACUUAUACCAAUGAAUAUUUUACUGAUUACUUGGAUACUAAAACGGUAAACUUCCUGAAGAACUUAAGAGCAGAUCGGCAUUUUUUUGCGAUGGUAACACCUCCUGCUCCACAUGCCCCAUUCACACCUGCAGACAGGCACAAAGAUCUUUUCCCCAAUGUCAAAGCAAUACAAACGCCGAAUUUCAACAUAUCUUCCAGUCCAUUACGUAAUGUCGAUGGUUCAGAAAAACAUUGGCUAUUAACUAUGGAACCUUCCACAUUGCCAUUAAAGUUCCUGGAUGAGAUGGACACGAUUCACCGUAAGAGAUGGCAAACACUGAUGGCAGUUGAUAAUAUGGUGGAGAACAUUGUGAACAUUUUACGUGAAAAGAAAUUAUUGGAAAAAACAUUUAUAUUUUACACCUCCGACAAUGGUUUUCAUUUAGGGCAAUUCUCCCAAGCCUAUGAUAAACGGCAACCCUAUGAGACGGAUAUUAGGGUACCUUUAUUCGUAAGAGGACCUACAAUCAAACCGAAAGCAGUCCAAGAGUCAGCCGUUGCAUUGCUAGACAUCGUGCCCACGAUCCUGCAGCUUGCCAAUCUAGAACUGCCUUCCUUCUUAGAUGGCCAACCAUUGCCACUGCACAGUGAUGCAGAUGUGUUAAUUGAAAGACAACUACUGGUAGAAUACUGGGGAGAAGGAUCCUUGGAAACGUAUAACCCCGAAUGCCCAUGGGCAGCGCAAGACAGACUACAGUUGUGUACUGUUGAUGCUGCGUGCCAUUGCCAAGACGCCUGGAAUAAUACUUACAAUUGCGUUCGUCAUCUGGCUACUGAUUUGAAUUUCAUUUACUGCGAAUUCAAGGAUAAUCAGAAUUUCGUUGAAGCUUAUGAUAUUGCCAAUGACCUGUAUCAAAUGAAGAACAUCGGCUUCGAAAUACUUCCCUCAAUUAGAGCAAAGUACAGCCUAGCAAUACAGAAUCUCACUGCCUGUGUGGGUCAUACAUGUCAUAUUAUUUACUGAUUUACUCUCCUGCAAUCGAAUGUUGCCUAGGAACUAUUAUUAAAUAUUGCAGUCAACUGACCGCGACCAUAAAUAGUCGGCACAUAUCAGCGCAUAAAUGUUUUCUUUUUCUUAAAAUCUCCAAAUAGCCUCGGUUGGUUAGUUUGGACAAUCAAAACAAUAUACAGUGGAGUGCCGUUUACCCGGGUACCUUUUAUCCGGCUUUCCGUUUAUCCGUGCUGUUGAGAAAUGACAGUUCAAUACAAAAGUGACAUUGCGUUAUGAGGAGGAUAUUUUAAAAAGCGGUUAUAGGAGCACAUUGGCAUAACAAAAAAUACUAUAAUUCAUUGAAAAUUUUACAUAUUCUCAUUGGAAAAACAUGAUGUUAAUAAAAACUGGGUUAUUUUAUCAAAAACUAAGAAAAUUUUCCAAAACCUAAUCAAGAAUUGGUGAUAAAACAUAUCAUUUGACUCAUUAUCCGUGUUUUUCGCUUAUCCGGGCGAGGUUAAGUCCCGAGAAGCCCGGAUAAACGGCGCUCCACUGUAUAGCAAUUAAAUGUGAUGUGUAUGGCAAACAAAAAUAAACCUAAAAUAAUCAAUUUUGUGCAA